AUGGGGACAGCAGCGACGGGCGGCCGCGCGGAGGGGGAAAGGGGGGCGGAGGAGGGCGCGGGGUGGGCGUGGGGGAGGUCGUUGGGAGGGGCGUGGGGAGGGGCGUGCGGGACGGACGAGGGAGGGGCGUGGGGGAGGGACCAGGGAGGGGCGGGUGCGGGUGAACCCGGCAAAGUCGGAGAGCAUGGUCCCCCCUCACCUCUGGCCAAGAGCAGGGACGCCCACCAAGUGGUCACCCCAGAGCUCAACACACUCGUGGUUGCACUGCUGGUCCAUACCCUCUUCCUCCCAUCCUUGCCCUCCCAUCCCCCUACACCCGUCACCCCCCCUCCCCCCUCUUCCCCUAGGUAUGCCCACCACGUUGUAACAACUCGUGGCUGCACUGCUGGCGGAGCACCCCCCUCAUCUCCCCCACUCCUCCUCUUCCUCCCAACCCUCCCCCAGCUAUGCCCACCAGGUGGUCUGGUCUCUCCGGAGCUGAACGUAUGCGUGGCUGCGCCGCUGUCAUUACCUUUAGCAAGGUGCAUUGCAUACGUCCUUCCUCCCACGCACUUUCCCUCUCCUCCUGCUCAACCCCUCCUUGCUGUCUGCCUCUCUCCCCCCAGACACGCCCACCAGGUGGUCACUCCGGAGCUCAACACACCCCUGGCCACCAAGGCUGCUGAUCCAUACCCCCUCCCUUCCCGCCACCUCCCUCCCAUUGUUCCCUUCCGUCCAUCUGUUGUGACACCCGAGCUCAACACGCUGGUGGCUGCGCUGCUGACGGAGCUGCCACCUCUCCCCUCGUGCGCCCUCUCUUUUGCCCUAUUCCCUCCCCAUCAACCCCCCCAGGUACGCCCACCAGGUGGUCACCUCAAGCCCCCCUCAAGGCAAGCCCUGGCCUUUCUAUCCCUCCCUUUGCAGUCACGCCAAGGUACCAACCUCUUACCACCCGGUCCCCAUCCUGCUUCCGUGGAGAGUAGUGCAGUGCUUGGGGAUGGGAGGGCCAAGUCACACUACGUGGGGAGAGGGAGCGACAGUGAGGGUGCAGCAGAGGGCAGGCUGUGGGCGCACUUGACUCUGAACCUGCAGUCCGUCUUCUUAAAUGCCGCCACAUGCAGCAUUCUGACCCCCCAAUCCACUCCACCCGUCCCUCCCCAUCCUCUCCCCCAUGCCACCAUCCAUCAGGUUGCCUUGUUGACGCUGCCCUCACAUGCAUCCUGCGGUUUUGAUGCGGCCCUCGCCUCUAUCCUAUCAGAUGGCGCCUCUUGCAGCAUUCCUGUGCUCGUGGCUCUCUCCCGGCGACGCCUCGCCAAGGUGAGUGCGGGUGAAGAUGGGCUGUUGGUGCUGUCAGGCUCGUUGAGGUGUGGAAUGCGGGAAGUGCAGGCUGAGCUGGGCUGUUGGUUCUAG
Messenger RNA from Closterium sp. Naga37s-1, 1389 nucleotides. Lineage: Eukaryota; Viridiplantae; Streptophyta; Zygnematophyceae; Desmidiales; Closteriaceae. The record is from the annotation of a GenBank genome assembly.